CAUUUAUUUAUUAUUAUUGUUAUUAUUAUUAUUGUUAUUAUUAUUCUCUUUCUCUUUCUGGUGGUGAAACUGAAACAGAGCCCCCAUUUUUUGAUCGCUGCUCGGGCUUGCUGCAGCUGCUCCCCAAUCCCCAAUCCCCAAUCCCCAAUCCCCAAUCCCCUGUCCCUACCCCCCCUUGAAUGGUGGUGCUGAUCACGUGGGAUUUCGCUAAACAAGUUUCUGACGGGUCUCUCUUUACUUCUUCUCCUUGCUCUUCUUCUUCCAUUUUUGGGCGAGAAGAGAUCUCUGUGUUCAGAUGGAGAGAUCUGCAGCUGAUCUUGAGUGAGAGCUAAAAUGAUGUUUUUGAAGAGAACCCUAGGGCGCAUUAUCACCUUUUUGCCCGAGCUGUUUGGAGUGCUUUUGGUCCUUGCAACAGUACAAUGGCCAAAAGCAGUAUCUAGCUUAUAUUGCAAGGAGAUGGAUUCCGGCGUGGUUCGACCACAUAGUGUCACAAUUACCGAGUUUGGUGCAGUAGGAGAUGGUGUCACCCUCAACACUAAAGCAUUUCAAAAUGCGAUAUUCUAUCUCAAUUCUUUUGCGGAUAAGGGUGGGGCUGAGUUGUUUGUGCCAAAGGGAAGAUGGCUGACAGGGAGUUUUAGUCUUAUCAGCCAUCUCACUUUGUCCCUGGAGAAGGAUGCAAUAAUUAUUGGAUCCACGGAUUCCUCCGAUUGGCCAGUCAUCGAUCCGCUUCCUUCAUAUGGGCGAGGCAGAGAGCUGCCAGGCGGAAGACAUCAAAGCUUAAUAUUUGGAUACAAUCUCACAGAUGUGAUAAUUACUGGUGGUAAUGGUACAAUUGACGGUCAAGGAGGCAUUUGGUGGGACUGGUUUCAUAACCAGGCACUAAAUUAUACUCGGCCCCACCUCAUUGAGCUCAUGUAUUCAACUGGGGUGGUUAUCUCAGAUGUAACAUUCGUAAAUUCGCCAUUUUGGGCCAUCCAUCCUGUAUAUUGCAGCCAAGUGCUUGUCCGGAAUGUCACAAUCCUUGCGCCGCUCAAUUCACCAAACACGGAUGGCAUUGAUCCAGACUCAUCGAGCAAUGUGUGCAUCGAGGAUUGUUACAUCAGCACGGGCGAUGACCUGAUUGUGAUAAAGAGUGGGUGGGACGAGUAUGGUAUCUCCUUUGCCCGCCCUAGCACGAACAUCAGUGUCCGCCACAUAAGUGGCCAGACUGGCACAGGGGCUGGCAUCGCCUUUGGUAGUGAGAUGUCUGGCGGCAUCUCCGAAAUCAGCGUAGAAGACUUUCACCUCAUGAACUCCCUCCACGGAAUAAGAAUAAAGACUUCUCCAGGCCGCGGCGGGUACAUAAGAAACAUCUACAUUAAAAAUAUCAAUAUGAGUAACGUGACGAUCGCCAUUAGGAUCACCGGUCGGUAUGGCGAGCACCCCGAUGAUAAGUAUGAUAAAAAUGCACUCCCUAUUAUAGAGAGAAUAACUAUACAGGAUAUCGUGGGUGUAAAUAUCGGAACUGGGGGGAUGUUAGAAGGAAUUCAGGGGGAUAAUUUUAGUAGUAUUUGCUUGUCAAAUGUGUCGCUUAGCGUGGCAUCCAAUCCGCCAUGGAGGUGUUCAUAUAUACAAGGGUAUUCUAACUUGGUCUCUCCGGAAUUGUGCGAGCCACUUAGACAAGUCCCUGACCAGUCUGCGGUUUGUUAUGGGAACGAGGGUUUACUGUUGCAAGAGUCUGGUGCAAGUCGGUUGGUGAGUCCCUUUUUGAAGAUGGCUUUACUGUAAUGUGAAUGAGGAGAGCAGUGCGCAUGUGUAUGAUGAAUAUAUAUAUAUAUAUAUAUCUAUACACCUUAUAUUCAAGGGAGGCUUGUUUAUCUUUUAUAACAUUAUCUGAUUUUUGCCAUUUGUUUA
Messenger RNA from Ananas comosus (pineapple), 1893 nucleotides. Its product is annotated as probable polygalacturonase. Gene Ontology annotation, molecular function: polygalacturonase activity. Lineage: Eukaryota; Viridiplantae; Streptophyta; Magnoliopsida; Poales; Bromeliaceae. The coding region runs from base 334 to 1767 and encodes 477 amino acids. The transcript has 7 exons. Gene Ontology annotation, biological process: carbohydrate metabolic process. The record is from RefSeq and is a predicted model, not a curated record.